AACAAGGUAGAUACAGAUAUAAAUACGGGCGUGUUAGUGAAAGGAGAUGAAUGCAUCAUUAUAUGUGUGCUUGCGACUUACGACUCGAUGUAUCAAGUCGACGUACCAAGGGAAAUGGACGACUACACCACACUCCCCCCAACCGCCGCAAAAGAUAAGCUCAAGCCGUUCAACAUCCACAUUGAGGAACAUAAAGUACAGGACUUGAAGGCGUUGGUCAGACUGAGUCCCGUCGUGCAGAGUACAUACGAGAAUGCUGCCGAACGCAAAGAAGAAGGACACGACUUCGGCGUGACAAGGGAGUGGUUGAUUGAUGCGAAGAAGAUUUGGGAAGAAGAGUUUGACUGGCGCACCCACGAGUCCCACCUCAACACCUUCCCGCAGUACACAGCCCUCAUCACCGACUCCGACAACCUCCCCUACACCAUCCACUUCUGCGCGUUAUUCUCCCAUCGCACUGACGCUAUCCCACUGGCGCGGCUCUCCGGCUGGCCCUGCACCUUUGCAGAAUCCCUUCCCCUGCUCUCCCUCCUGCGCGAGAAAUACACACCAGGCACGCUCCCUUACCACAUCAUCCUGCCCAGCCAGCCCGGCUGGCCGUUCUCCUCGGCCCCGCCGACGGAAAGAGACUGGACGUAUGCAGACUCGGCGCGGGUGCUGGAUAAGCUGAUGCGCGAGGUCUUAGGCUUCAGGGAGUAUGCUGUCAGCGGGGGCGAUAUUGGCGCUGGGAUAGGCCGGUAUAUGGCGGUGCGGCAUGAAGCGUGCAAGGUGUUCCACACAAAUCAUAACCACAUGCCGAGACCCGAGGACGUCGCAGACACGCCCCUUCUCCUCACACAAGACGAAAAAGAGGGUGUGGCGCGCGGCGAGGACUUCAUGGCAAAGGGGACCGCGUAUGGAAGGAUGGCGGGGACGAGGCCGGGCACGCUGGGUGCGGUGCUGGCUGCGAGUCCACUGGCGCUGCUGGCCUGGGUCGGCGAGAAGUAUGCUGCGUGGGCGGAUCCGCGGACGCCUGUGCCCCUCGGCCAUGUCUUGGAGGCGGUGAGUAUGUACUGGUUCACCGGCGCCUCGGCAACGACAUUGUAUCCCUACCGUGAGGACUACCUUACUGGGGUGACGAAGAAAGGGUAUCUGCACGGGCAGGAGGAAUUGUACGUGGACAAGCCUAUGGGAUAUAGUUUCUUUCCGAAGGAGUUGGCGCCGUGUCCGAGGAGUUGGGCGGAGAGCACAGGCAGGCUGAUGUGGUUUCGGAGACAUGAAGUGGGCGGACAUUUCCCGAGUUUGGAGAGGGGAGAGGCGCUGCUGGGGGAUCUUGAGGACUGGCUGGGGGAGGUUUGGAAGUAGGGAGAUGGUGAGGGGAUGGUGCUGUUCGACUGGCAGAGUAACGAAGUAGUGCGG
Paraphaeosphaeria sporulosa is the source of this 1398-nucleotide messenger RNA. RefSeq names its product alpha/beta-hydrolase. The record is from RefSeq and is a predicted model, not a curated record. The transcript has 3 exons. The coding region runs from base 88 to 1344 and encodes 418 amino acids. Gene Ontology annotation, biological process: epoxide metabolic process. NCBI's taxonomy places the organism in Eukaryota, Fungi, Ascomycota, Dothideomycetes, Pleosporales, Didymosphaeriaceae. Gene Ontology annotation, molecular function: epoxide hydrolase activity.